Camelina sativa (false flax) is the source of this 5675-nucleotide messenger RNA. Lineage: Eukaryota; Viridiplantae; Streptophyta; Magnoliopsida; Brassicales; Brassicaceae. The record is from RefSeq and is a predicted model, not a curated record.
CUCGUCAUAAUAUCUUCCUGCUCUCUCAAUCCUCCUCUGAUCCCGCCAUGAUCGUCUAACUUCCCACUUGUAUAAAUCAAAUUCCCAAAACCCCUUCCGACGAGAGAUUUUUAAAUUUUCCCAGCCGCCGGAGAGUAAUCGACUGACUUAAAUUUCUCGUUAACCUAAACCCUAACCGGAGAGAUGGAUUCGAUUGUAUUCACAGCACUUGAUGAGAUCUGUUGUCAAGGAAACACAGGGAUCGCUCUCGUCUCUCUCUGGUCACGUCUCUCUCCUCUCUCUCCUUCCGUCAAAGCUCAUCUAUGGAGUAAUCUUCUCACGAUCCCUCAGCUUCAAUUCAAGGCGAAGAACAACACUCUGUACGGAUCAUCACAUACUUCAAUUCAACAGCUUGAAGAUGCAUUGAGACUCGAUUUGAAGAUCAUCGCUAAUGAGAAACUCAGAGCUAACUUCGUUGGCUUGUACGAUGCUCAAUCGAAUAACGCAACUAUUCCCGCGAUUCAGCGUCGCGUUCUCGAGCGUUUGGCUGUUGCUCGUGAUAAUGGAGAUGCACAGAAUGUGAUUGCGAAAGAGUUUGGUAUUGAAGGUAGGAACUUCUUCUAUAGUGUGAAGCAGCUUGAGUCUAGAGGUUUGAUUGUUAGGCAACCAGCAAUUGUGAGAACUAAAGAAGUUGAUUCCAAAACGACUUCGUGUAUUACUACAAACAUGAUAUACUUGACUCGUUACGCCAAGUCUUUGGGGUCACAGCAGAGGUUUGAGAUUUGUAAAGAUGACUCUGUGUCGGAGCAUGAAGAUACUACUGACGUUGGAGAUAGUGUAAAAGAGGAUACGCUCAUUAAAGAUUUUUUACCAGCAAUGAAGGCAGUUUGUGAUAAGCUCGAACAAGCUAACGAGAAAGUUUUAGUUAUCUCGGAUAUUAAGCAAGGCCUUGGUUAUAUGGGAUCACAUACAAUGCAUAGAGCUUGGAGAAAUGUUUGUCGCCGGUUGAUAGACUCUCAUUUAGUGGAGGAGUUAGAUGCUAUGGUGAACAAUAAGGUUGAAAGAUGCCUCCGUUUGUUAAAAAGAUUUUCAGAGAAAGAGUUUAACUACUCUGGGAAAAAGCAACUCCUUAAAUUCGGAAGGAGUAUUCAAAAAACAGAACAGAUUUUGGAGCUUCCAAUAGAUAAUCAAAUCUAUGAUAUGGUUGAUGCUCAAGGAUCUAAAGGCUUGGCUGCUAUGGAGGUAUGUGAAAGACUUGGAAUUGAUAGGAAGAAGAUCUAUCCUCGGCUUUGUAGUAUUUGUUUAAGAGUCGGGAUGCAUUUACGGGAAGAAAGCCACAAGAAGACUAGAGUUUUUCGAGUUUGGACUUCUCAUCAUGCUGCAUCCAAGUCUUCUUCUAAUCUGUUUCCUGAUAAAGCUGAAAAUAUUUGCAGGGUACAUAAUGAUUUUAACACACCCAAUGGUAAUAGUGGAUUGGCAAAGACCUCUACAAAACACGGUAUUGCAGCUUCAGAUGCUAACUUAUCUACACCUGCAAGUUUAAAUGAUGCUGAAAGAAAUUCAGGAGUUCGUGGUUGUUCCCCAUCUAAUGCCAAAAGAAGAAAGAUUCAUACACGUCGUAACUUACAAGAAUCAUUCCAUGAUGUCGGUGAUAAAGUUGUUGAUGCUGCAAAGGGCUCACCUAAUUUGGCUGACCAUCUCGUUCUACCGAAGCCGGCUAAAACAAAAGUGCAGCAACCUCAUGCUACUAUUGAAAACUCUCGGAGAGAGCAGAGAAUACUUGAGCGUUUAAAUGCGGAGAAGUUUGUUUUGAGAGCCGAGCUCUACAAAUGGCUUCUCAGUCUUGAGAAGGACAGGAGCCCCCAGGUGGAUAAGAAGACCAUUGACAGAAUUCUAAACAGGCUUCAAGAAGAAGGACGCUGCAAAUGCAUUGGCUUUCGUGUUCCAACUGUAAAUGAUUGUGGUCGUACUCGUUGCUCUGUGAUAGUUUUGCAUCCAUCUGUUCAAGGAUUGACUGGAGAUGUAGGUGGUGAAAUUCAUGAUAAGAUUAGAUCUUUUGAAUUAGGAUUCCGUAGCCAGAGAUUGUCGAAGAGCAAAAGCAACGAGCCAAUUCCAGAAAUGAAUAACGUUAAGAGAGUCCAAACGAAUGUGGAUUUGGAUGCGCGAGCUAACAAACCAUCCAAAUCAGGAGCUAUACGAGCUAAAGGGGUUGUGCUUGCAAAGAUGGUUCGUGUGAAGCUUCUACACUGUUUCCUUUGGGACUAUUUUAGUUCUUUGCCCGGCUGGAACAAUGUGUUUUCUUCUAUACACGAUCAUAAAUAUGAGAAUUUGUUUGCACUUGAAGAUGCUUUUAGAGCUAUGCCACUCGAACUAUUCUUACAAGUUGUUGGAUGUACUCAGAAAUCUGAUGAUAUGUUGGAGAAAUGCAAACAGGUUAUGUAUCUCUCUGAGCUUAUUAGCGAAGAGUAUAAGCUUCUAAUGGAUACUCAUGCGACAGGGAGAUUAUCGAUGCUUAUUAAUAUAUUACGCCGGUUGAAGUUGAUUCAGAUGGUAAGUAGUAGACUCAGACGUGAUGGGAUGGAAGAGAAGUAUUCUAAUUUAACACAUGCGAUGGAGCUUAAGACGUAUAUAGAGGAACCAGUGUUUGUUGCUGCUACAUCCAGUGACAUGUCUCUUGAUUUUCGUCCACGUAUUCGUCAUGACUUUAUUCUGUCGAAUAGAGAUGCUGUUGAUGAAUAUUGGCGAACUCUAGUAUACUGCUAUGCGGCUGCUGAUCAAGGAGCUGCUAAGCAAGCGUUUCCGGGAUCUGUUGUUCAAGAGGUUUUUCGUGUCCGCUCUUGGGCCUCAGAUCAUGUCAUGACAGCAGAACAACGUGCUAAGCUUUUACAGUGUAUUACAAUUGAUGAGAAGGAAAAACUCUCAUUCAAAGAGUGUGAGAAGAUUUCUAAGGAUCUGAACCUGACCAUAGAGCAGGUCAUGCAUGCUUAUCAUGCCAAGCAUGGAAGACGGUUGAAAUUAAAAUCAAAAGAUAAAAAUAAUGCUGUAGAAAAUAGUCCUUCAUCUUCCAGGAAAAGAAAAAGAGCAUCCCUCUUAAAGACUAUAGGAGAAGGUGACAGAUCCAUACUAGUAGAUGGACAUAAGGUCAUAAAUACUGAAGCCAUUGAUGCCUCAAGUAGUGAGAGUUUUCAAGAAUUAUUACAAGAGGAGCACACCCCCAUUCCAAUGCAUCAGGAGAGCAAUCAACAAGAAAAUGCAGAGAUAAGGGAUCUUACUGAAGAUGAAGGUCUGUGUUCUUCCAUCAUCAACCAGCAUGCAAGUUCAAAGACCACAUCAAUUCCUUCACAAAGAUUUUCAUGGACAGAUGAUGCGGACAGGAAAUUGUUGAGUCAAUAUGUUAGACACCGUGCAGCUCUUGGGGUAAAAUUUCAUGGAGUAAAUUGGGCUUCAGUUUCAGAACUGCCUGCACCUCCUUUAGCUUGCAAGCGACGGAUUCAAACGUUGAUGAAGAAUGAUACAUUUAGGAAGGCGGUCAUGAGGCUUUGCAAUCUACUCACUGAGCGUUAUGCAAAGCAUCUAGAGACGAAACAGCCCGAGAGCAACAGUUCACAUGUUCUUGUUAGACAUUUAUCCCAGGAAAUUGGUGGAACUGAAUCCGAUUGUGUUGAGCAUCGUAAAGAUAUUUGUUUUGAUGAAGAAAUAUGGGCUAACUUCAAUGAAAAGAGUAUAAGUCAAGCCUUUAAUGAUGUUCUUGAGCUCAAGAAGAUGGCUAAACUGGUGGCGUCUAAACGAGCAAGAACUAGCUCUCGAGAAUGGUCAAACAAAGAUAUAGUUGAUGAGGGGAGUGAAAUGGUUCUACCUGCAAUUAACUCAGAGGACAUUCGAAGUGUUUCUGUGGAUCAAGUUAAAGAUACGUCUCGACGAUCUGGACAUUAUCGUCUUCAUCAAAAUUUUAUGCAUUUAGAUGAAAAGUACAAUGGUAGUAUACAAGUGCAGAAAUCUCCGUCAGUUUCUACUGCUGUAGAACUGUUAAAGCUUGUCUAUCUGAGCAAGCCUACUGCACCUGGUAUGCCAAAUUUGCUGGAAGAUACCUUACGACAAUAUUCAGAAGGAGACCUCUUUACAGCCUAUAGCUACCUCAGAGACAAAAAGUUCCUGGUUGGUGGAAGUGGUGGGCAGCCAUUUGUGCUUUCUCAGAACUUCUUGAAUAGUAUUUCAAAGUCACCAAUCCCGGUAAACUCGGGCAAAAGAGCUGCCAAGUUCUCCAAUUGGCUUAUAGAUCAUGAAAUAGACCUUAUGGCUGGAGGAGUCACUCUUACUUCAGAUUUGCAAUGUGGUGAUACUUUAAAUUUCUUUUCAUUGGUUGCUUCUGGUGAACUCUCUAUAUCUGUAUCCUUGCCCGAAGAAGGUGUUGGAGAGCCUGGUGAUCGAAGAGGUUUAAAACGUAAAGCUGAUGACGUAGAAGAAUUUGAACCUGAUAGUGCUAAGAAAUUCAAGCUAUUAGGCGAAGGUGAAAUCAACUUCCGAAAGGAAAAGGGUUUCCCGGGUAUAGCGGUAUCUGUUCGUCGUGUAAAUCUACCAAUAGCUAAGGCCAUAGAGUUGUUUAAGGAUGAUGACUCUCGCUCUGGUGAACUUCAUUUCAAGUCGGGAGAAACAACUAGAGGCUGUGAUUCUAAUGAUAUGAAAGAACUUUUCAACUCUACUGAUGCUACUGUGAUACCAGGCAGUUUAGUUGAUUCUCCCUGGCAAGUGAUGGCCAAUGUUGCUACUUGUAUUAUGUCCGGAUCUGCAGGCGAGCAACUGAGUUUAUUCAGUCCCGGGGUUUUUGAAGCCGUUUCCAAUGCCCUUCAGAAGGCUGGUGGGAAGGGUCUUAGCACUGCAGAAGUCCAUUGUCUUAUUAAUAUUCCAAGCCAAGAAACUUGUGAAUGCAUUGUAGAAGUACUUCAAACAUUUGGGGUAGCUUUAAAGGUAAAUGGCUAUAAUGAUGUCCGUCUUGUUCAUUCUUACUACCGAUCAAAAUACUUCUUGACAUUUGAGGAAGGUGGAACUACCCAAAAUGGUCAACAGUCUCUGCCAGUGAACUACUUAAAGAAAGCUCUGGAAGAACAAAAGUCAUACGAUGUUGUCGCCAGCGACUACAGUACUUCACAAGAAAAGCGAGAUCAUGUAGCUGAGAACAACGUUCACAAGGUUACGAUUCUUAACCGUCCUGAAAGGCCUCAAACAAGCGGUUUACACGAAGCAUCAUCUAUCAAAGUUCCAGAUCUCACUUUUGGAACGGGAAGCAAAGGCGAAAAAAAGGAUUCAACUUCAGUGAAGUCACAACCUAUGCCUCUAUUUCCAUGGGUAAACGCUGAUGGAUCAGUAAAUAAAGUUAUCUUUGAUGGACUAGUUCGCCGUGUUCUCGGUACCGUGAUGCAAAAUCCUGGUAUACCAGAGGACGAAAUUAUUAACCACAUGGACGUACUAAAUCCUCAGAGCUGUAGAAAGCUUCUGGAGUUGAUGACACUCGACGAGUAUAUGAAAGUAAGGGAAAUGGUGCAAACCAAAUUCACCGGUCUUCCGUCUCUGUUAACCGGACUUCUCUUUUCCGGUCAUAGAAGACCGGAACUUAUCAGCCGCAAACACUUCUUUGCCAACUCCAAAGGACUCUUUGCCUUGUAAAUUUGUAAAGCCUUUUAUCAAAAAAUAAUAAUAUA